CGGACUUCACCGCGCAGGCGGCCGCGGGCACGGGGCGAUGUCUGCCGGGGCGCAGCCGCUCGCGCCGCGCUGGUGCUUCUGGGCCGCGUUGGGGAUGCUGUGGUCCCCGGCGUCGCGGGCGUUCAACCUGGACGCGGACGGGGCCACGGUGUACAGCGGCCCCCGGGGCAGUUACUUCGGCUACGCGGUGGACUUCCACCUCCCUGACGCUCGCACAGCCAGUGUCCUGGUGGGGGCCCCCAAAGCCAACACCAGCCAGCCGGACAUCGUGGAAGGGGGAGCCGUGUACUACUGUCCUUGGCCGCCCGAGGGGUCUGCGCCCUGCAAGCAGAUACCCUUUGACACCACCAACAACAGAAAGAUCAGAGUUAAUGGAACUAAAGAACCUAUAGAAUUUAAAUCGAAUCAAUGGUUUGGAGCAACAGUGAAAGCUCAUAAAGAGAAAGUCGUGGCCUGUGCACCUUUAUAUCACUGGAGAACUCUUAAACCGUCACCAGAAAAGGACCCAGUUGGUACCUGCUAUGUAGCAAUUCAGAAUUUCAGUGCAUAUGCUGAGUACUCCCCUUGUCGGAACAGCAAUCUUGAUCCUGAAGGCCAGGGUUACUGCCAAGCAGGAUUUAGUCUGGAUUUUUAUAAGAAUGGAGACCUCAUAGUAGGUGGACCUGGAAGUUUUUACUGGCAAGGUCAGUUGAUCACCACCAGUAUUGCCGAUGUCAUUGCAAAUUAUUCAUUCAAGGACAUUCUACGGACACUGGCUGGAGAAAAGCAGACAGAAGUGGCUCCUGCUUCCUAUGAUGACAGCUACCUUGGGUACUCAGUUGCUGCUGGGGAAUUUACUGGAGACUCUCAGCAAGAACUGGUUGCUGGAGUUCCAAGAGGAGCACAGAACUUUGGAUAUGUCUCAAUCAUUAACUCUACAGAUAUGACUUUUAUUCAGAAUUUCACUGGUGAACAGAUGGCAUCUUAUUUUGGAUAUACUGUUGUAGUAUCAGAUGUUAACAGUGAUGGAAUGGACGACAUAUUGAUUGGCGCGCCCCUCUUUAUGGAACGCGAAUUUGAGAGCAACCCGAGAGAAGUGGGGCAGGUCUACCUGUACCUGCAAGUGAGCGUCCUCCUCUUCCGAGACCCUCAGGUCCUCAGGGGCACCGAGACUUUCGGGAGAUUCGGCAGUGCUGUGGCGCAUCUGGGGGACCUGAACCAAGACAGAUACAAUGACAUCGCCAUUGGCGUACCCUUUGCUGGCGAGGAUCAGAGAGGCAAAGUGCUCAUUUACAAUGGGAAUCAGGAUGGCUUAAACAUCAGACCUUCCCAAAUUCUGCAAGGACUGUGGGCCUCACAGACAGUCCCUUCUGGAUUUGGCUUUGCUUUAAGGGGGGACGCGGACAUAGACAAGAAUGAUUACCCAGAUCUACUUGUGGGUGCAUUUGGAACAGGAAAAGUGGCUGUUUACAGAGCAAGGCCGGUUGUGACUGUGGACACCCAGCUUCUCUUGCACCCAGUGAUUAUCAAUCUUGAAAACAAAACUUGCCAGAUCCCAGAAUUGGUGACACCUGUGGCAUGCUUUUCUUUAAGAGUAUGUGCAUCUGUAGCAGGCCAGAGCAUUCCAAAUACAAUAGCACUGGUGGCUGAGUUGCAGUUAGAUUUCCUGAAACGAAAAGGAGCCAUCAAACGGACACUCUUCCUCCGUAACCGUCAGCCCCAUCUCGUCUUCCCUCUGCUGAUUAAGAGGCAGAAAGCCCUCCAGUGCCAGGAUUUCAUCAUUUACCUUCGAGAUGAAACUGAAUUCCGAGAUAAAUUAUCUCCAAUCAACAUUAGUUUGAAUUACAGUUUGGACGACUCCACCUUUAAAAAAGGCCUGGAAGUGAAACCAAUAUUAAACUACUACAGGGACAAUGUGCUUACUGAACAGGCUCACAUCCUGGUGGACUGCGGAGAAGAUAAUCUAUGCAUUCCCGACUUGAAGCUGUCAGCUAGACCAGAUAAGGAUCAGAUUAUCAUUGGAGAUGAAAAUCACCUUACACUCAUAAUAAAUGCAAGAAAUGAAGGGGAAGGAGCCUAUGAAGCUGAACUCUUUGUGAUGAUCCCAGAAGAGGCAGAUUAUGUUGGCAUUGAACGCAAUAACAAGGGAUUUCGGCCCCUGAGCUGUGAGUACAAAAUGGAGAAUGUGACCAGGAUGGUGGUGUGUGACCUCGGGAACCCUAUGGUGGCUGCAACAAAUUAUUCUAUGGGCCUCCGAUUUGCAGUUCCACAUCUGGAGAAAACAAACAUGAGCAUUAACUUCGAUCUCCAAAUCAGAAGUUCCAAUAAGGACCAUUCGGAUAGCAAUUUUGUGAGUCUGCAAAUCAACGUCACUGCUGUUGCUCAAGUAGAAAUAAGAGGAGUAUCCCACCCUCUGCAAGUUGUUCUGCCCAUUCAUAACUGGCAACUGGAGAAGGAGCCCCGCAAAGAAGAGGAAGUUGGGCCAUUGGUGGAGCAUAUUUAUGAGCUGCACAAUAUUGGACCAAGCACUAUCAGGGACGCCAUUUUGGAGGUGGGCUGGCCAUUCUCCUCGCGGGAUGAGUUUCUUCUCUAUAUUUUUCAUAUUCAAACUCUGGGACCUCUGCGAUGUCAAACAAAUCCUGAUAUCAAUCCACAGGAUAUAAAGCCGGCUGCCUCCCCAGAGGAUACCCCUGAGCUCAGUGCCUUUUUGCGAAAUUCUACUAUCCCUCAUCUUGUCAGGAAGCGAGAUGUGCCUGUGCUCCAGCUCCACAGACAGAGCCCUGCAAAAAUACUGAACUGUACAAAUAUUGAGUGUUUACAAAUCUCCUGUGUGGUGGGGCAACUAGAAAGAGGUGAGAGCGCCGUCCUGAAGGUCAGGUCACGACUAUGGGCCCACACGUUCCUCCAGAGGAAAAAUGAUCCCUAUGUUCUUGCAUCCCUGGUGUCCUUUGAAGUUAAGAAGAUGCCUUACAGAGAUCAGCCAGCAAAACUUCCAGAAGGAAGCAUAGCAAUUAAGACGUCAGUUAUUUGGGCAACUCCAAAUGUUUCCUUCUCAAUCCCAUUGUGGGUCAUAAUACUGGCAAUACUUCUGGGAUUGUUGGUUCUGGCCAUUUUGACCUUAGCUUUAUGGAAGUGCGGAUUCUUUGAUAGAGCAAGACCUCCUCAGGAUGAUAUGGCCGACAGGGAACAGCUGACCAGUGACAAGACCCCAGAGUCAUGACAAAGAAAAACAAAGACUCUCUUCAAAGCAAAGAAAGGACAAAGGGGCUAAAUAAUAAUAGCUUUCCUGUGCCUGCCAGUGAGCUAGGAAAUGGAAGGGCCCUGAGAUUAUCACCUCAUCUACUCUGCUCUUUGGGGAAGGAAGUUUCCAUGGAGCCCAGAGGACCGUCUUGGAAAUGGAAAUGACAACACUAGAAGCAGUCUGCAGUCUUGGAAGAUUUCUUUUGCUUUCCUCAUUCCAUAUUUGGCAGACAUACUGAAAUGGGCACUGGAACUUGAGUUGCAAAGAUGAAACAUCUGAAUUAGUACAGAAUUUAGAGAGUGAAUUAAGACUGAACUCUCCAACACUACUGUAUCCAACAGAACAUUCGACACCUCCCUCUGGAAAAGAAACGUUUCUAAUGGUGUGAUGGCUCAGGGAGACAAGCAAUAUGUUGUUGGUACUGUGAAAGUACUCUUGAAAUGACAAAGAUAAUUUCAUAAGCGAGGAUAAAGUUUUAUUUAUUUAUUUUCCAUAUCUCUAGGUUGAGAUUCUGGUUGUCUGGAGGAUUUGGAAAUUAAGAUUUGCUUAGCUAGUAUUCAGAAUCACUUACUUCACUUCCUUCCUAUGAUAACCACUUUGUUCAGAUAACUCAUUUAACAGAGCUUUUUCAAAAUUUAGACAGUAUUAAAGAAAAGUAAAUUGGUAUUAGGAGUCAGUUUGCUUAAUUCCUUGCCUCUUUCUACCUGGAAUUACUCUUAUUCACACCAUCCAGGCACUCAUUUCUGCUCAAUUUAGCUUGACAAAAUGUUGCAUUUAUAUUUCCUUAUAUAUAUAAAGAUCUUUUCACUGAUUUAGUUAAAAUAUGAAUUUCAAGGUACUCACCACUCUGUGUGGUAUUUAAAAGUAAUAGUAAAAAUGUCUAGAGUCCAUUAAUAAAAAAUUAAAACUAUAGGUAAAUAUUAUUUUAAUAACUAUAACAAGCAGCACCAAUACUUAGCUUGGAAUUAAAUAAUUUUUCCCUGCUAUACCUCAUACUUAGAUCUACAGAGAAAACAUACUGAGCAUAAAUAGGAUGCAAACAUAAAGUUCUACAGGUGUGAGACAAUCCCAGAAAACGGAGUCCUAAGGAUUUUUAUUUAAAAUAGUUUAUUCCAACUUUAUUACUCAUUCUUACUGCUCAUCUUUAUAGUACAUAUCCUUGGAGAAUGAUCUUUUCUUUAAGCUAGUUUUCCCUUCAUCUUUAAUUUAACCAUCAUUAAAAUGUGUUGUUUAACACCCUUGUAAAUAAUCCAUAAUCAUGUGAAAUGUCAUCAUUUUGAAGAAAAACUGACCAGCCAAAUCCAUAGGUAGUCUUCGAAAUUCUGUAUCCUUUUUAUAACAAUGAAAAGUUACUAUGAAGAAGUGCUGAACAAAUUUUUGUGUGCAAUAUUAUAGAACUAUGUAUCGAAGGCAUGUUUACACUGGCAUUAGUUAUUUUUAAAUGAAUAUCCGGGAUAUUAAGUAUGAUAGAACAAGCUGACCAAGACUCUUAAGUUUACAAAGCAAUUGGAAAAAUCUGUGUCCCAGUUUCAACAAUCACACUUUAUUUGAAAGAUGAACCAAACUCACAGACACUAAAUUUUAUGUGGUGCCUUAACCUGGAGAGGAGCCAUUUGGCUCCAGCUGCAGAACCGCAUUGGAAAGCGAGCCAAAGGCGCAUGGAAGAACACACAUUGCAGUUCAUCUUCUUCCUGCUUGUGAAUUAAAUGCUGCCGUGGUAGCUGUCUGGUGCCUGUCAGUUGAAUUCUCCUCCCAUUCUGCAGGCACUUGCCUCAAAGAAUUUCAGGGUCCCCCACCAGCUCUUAGGGUCUCCUUUGUUAGUCCUAUAGAUAGACCCAGCUUUACAAGUAGGUGACCCUGUGUAUGAUACGAUUUGAGGAAUGCCAGACAGCUCUAUCUGCCCUAGAUGAUGUCCUAAUUGUUAUCGUGUCUGACUUGUGACCAAGAGAAAUUAGCUCCCUAGAAUCUUUGCUGAUAAAAGGUCCCUGAGAGAAUGCACCCUAUGCCUUAAAGAUAGUUAUUUGUGAAGGAAUUCAUAAGUCCUAGAGCCAACCACAGGGGUCUGAGGAUUCAUCCUGCAGACACCUGGAAGAAACCUUAGAUGCCAGCAGAAGACUGGGACCCAGAGUACAGCAGAGCAGAGGGGCUUCCAAAGCAAACCAUGGCUUCCCAGGCUCAGCCUACCUAAAGGGAUGGCAGGGGACUGUGACACACAGUCACGUGGUGGCCUCUGCCCCUUAGAAUGUGGGCGUGAACAAGGCAGGGAGAAAACUGAGGUCAGGUGAGCCCUCCAGUGAUGAGUCUUCCACAUCUCCUCCACAUGGAGGAGACACAUCGCACAGAGUGUACAAUGGGAACAGCAUUGUCCAUUUCUUCAUAAUGUGCUGAGUCUUAGCACCUCCUUUUCUUUUCAAAGAAAUCCUUUUUCCAAUUCUUGCAGCUGUUUUUUAGGACACAGGAAAAUAGGAAAAUCGAGUUUUAUAAACUUGGGGAUUUUUAUACAGUAAAUAAGUAACAUAUACUAGUCACCACUGAAGCUCUACUCUUAAAACCUACCUUUUUUUAUUUAAACACAUGUAUAGAUAUCUGUGAAGAUUUUCAUGUAACUAUGUACCUUGUCACUAAUAAAAUUAAAACUUAAAGACA
Heterocephalus glaber (naked mole-rat) is the source of this 5866-nucleotide messenger RNA. It is a transcript of the gene Itga8, whose product is annotated as integrin subunit alpha 8. Gene Ontology annotation, biological process: integrin-mediated signaling pathway; cell-cell adhesion; cell adhesion mediated by integrin. Gene Ontology annotation, molecular function: integrin binding. The record is from RefSeq and is a predicted model, not a curated record. Gene Ontology annotation, cellular component: integrin complex; external side of plasma membrane. Lineage: Eukaryota; Metazoa; Chordata; Mammalia; Rodentia; Bathyergidae.